AUGUGUCCAAGUGUCCUCCCACAAUCCCCAGCUCCCAGGAGGAGGAGCCCCUCAACCUGUCCAAUCAGGAGAGGACUGAGAGAGAAGUCCCACCUAGAGAGGCCAACGGCAAGAUCCCAGACUGCAGGUUGCUGUGGGACUAUGUGUACCAGCUGUUGUCAGAUCAGCGCUACCAGCUCUUCAUCCGCUGGGAGGACCAGGAGAGCCUGGUGUUCAGGGUGGUCGACCCCAACGGACUAGCUCGACUCUGGGGGAACCACAAGAACCGAGCCAACAUGACGUAUGAGAAGAUGUCUCGUGCUCUGAGACACUACUACAAACUCAACAUCAUCAAGAAAGAACCCGGACAGAAACUACUCUUCAGGUUUCUGAAGACCCCUCAGGAGAUCAAGCAGCACCGAGCGGACCGCCUCGACUCAGCAGAUUCCCCUGAACACUCACCCUCACACUCACCCUCACACUCACCCUCACACUCACCCUCACACUCACCCUCACACUCACCCCGGCUGGACUUCAGUGAGGAUGGUUUGGAGGUGUCCCCUGAAUACAACUCUCCAAGCUCUAACCCCCUAAGCAUGACGGUAUGAACAUGGGUACUCCUGUGUUGAGGUAUUGGCUCUAUUGCACUGUGAAAUGGCUAUGUUUUUGAGCAGUAAUCUACAACCCACUAUCGUACUGUGGAAACUUUAUGGAGCUGCUGCGUCGCUAAUGACUAGCGUCCCCAAAACAAAACACUAUUCAUCAGGAAAGAGCAGAGCUGUCUGAUCACAACCUUUUACUCAUCUGUAGCUUCAUGAAUUACAGCAUCACUUUAAAACUAUACACACAAAUACUACAACUAACAGUUCUGAUUCCAGUUCCUCUGAUGCCCUGGGAUUUCAGGUCUUCCCGGGUCUGACGUGCGACUUGUCAAAUGCGCUCGGUAAAUAGAAUUAUAAUAUGAUCAAAGUUGAAGUUGCCCAUUACAAGCAGGACCCACACGCUAAUAGCUGUCCCCAUUAGUAGCUGGGAUGAUUGGAAUAAUUAAUUUGAUCAUAAUAUUUACCUUUGCUUCUGUAUAUAUUUUCAAACUCUGAAUUUGUGGAAUGAAUUUAAAUGAAUGAAAUUGUUAUUUUUUUUAAAUGUUUUAAUUUUUUUUAAAUGAUUGUUGUUGUUGUUGUUGUUGUUGUUGUCAAAUCGCCAUUGGCAACCCAUCCCUUACGGGAUUUAUUGACACAUGGUAGAAAGGGCAAUACAGGAUAAAAAUGAGUUUCGUUCACUAUUUCUUCAAGGUCACAAGAGUUACAUAGGCUUUCCUCUUUCUUCCAGUUCACCACUGUUAGCAGUCGAUGUUAUUCUUCAAGAACUCAAACCCCAAAGCAAAUCAGGGGGAGAAAAACAGAUUCAUUUGAAAAGGACAAAUCAUAGAUGUUAUGCUGGGAGGUAGAUGUUCAUUCUCACCUGUCCUCAGCUUGUCACCAUAGAACAAAGAAACAGGAUGCCACUUAUAUCCCCCCCACGCUCACCUGGGGUUGACCAAUCAGAAGUCCUUGCAGUACAACUGGGCCAAUGGCAAAAUAACAAGUAUCCUGCUCCAGAUUCAAUGUACAGACCAAUGAAAACGUAGCACACAUAGCUCAGGACUGACAUGUAACAGAUUCUAACCAGCUGUUGAACUGAGAACUAUUUCCAUUAACAAUCCCCUGUUGACCAUUAGUCCGUUCGUUUUUAGUACUCUUGUGUUCUCAUCCUCUGCGUUGUGUAUUUAUCUUCAAAAUAUUCUUAUACCACAAUACCGACCUGUUUCAAUACGCAAAGGCAAUAUCCCUGAUCUUACCUGUGCACAUAGCGAUCUUUUGCUUUUAGGUCGGUUAUACAUAAUAUAUCUCUCGCACACGAAUUCACCCUUAAUCAAAUAAAAGGUUCUCAAUUUAUGUUUAUGAUUAAUCUCCUCCACCCAUUUUUUUAAACGUUAAAUAUUGCAUUAACAGUUGUUUUUUUAAUCAUAUCUAUGUCUCCCUUCAUUUGGUUUUCCUACAGAUGUUCACAGUCAGACUGUUGGAAAAGGUCAGACAUUUCAGUUGCCCAGACUCCCUUAUGGAUAGAUCCAUACAUACCUUCCAUCUCACAGGGUUCCCAGCCCAUCUCCCCAGGUAUUGCUAGUAUAGGUGGACACCUAAAAACUACUGCUCUGUUAUGGACAUGUUCAUUUUAAAAUACCUCUUAGCACCCCACACUCCUGCUGAAUAGUCCAGAACAGGACAGACGCAUGUCUGAUACAGUUUGGAAUUCGUAGCAUAACCAAUAUCUUUAAGUGGUUUUUGCUUUUCCUAUAAGUCCCCCAAGAGCUCUACUUCCUGAUUUGUCCAGGGCAGAUGUUCCCUAUAGAAAGGUCAUAUGUUCAUCAAUAAAAAAUACACAAAUAUUUAUAAUUGCUAGUAAACUCAAGAAUAUCUGCACUAAAACAAAACUGAAAAGCACUUCUCUUUGUAACUGUUUUUCUAAAAUGCAUUAUCUGUGUUUGAUCAUGAGUCUCCAUCUUUUACACCAAGUCAUUAUCUGUGUUUUAGUCUG
Messenger RNA from Salvelinus namaycush (lake trout), 2553 nucleotides. RefSeq names its product transcription factor ETV6-like. Gene Ontology annotation, molecular function: sequence-specific DNA binding; DNA-binding transcription factor activity, RNA polymerase II-specific. Gene Ontology annotation, biological process: cell differentiation; regulation of transcription by RNA polymerase II. Gene Ontology annotation, cellular component: nucleus. The record is from RefSeq and is a predicted model, not a curated record. NCBI's taxonomy places the organism in Eukaryota, Metazoa, Chordata, Actinopteri, Salmoniformes, Salmonidae. The annotation marks the transcript as partial. The transcript is spliced from 4 exons.